Messenger RNA from Monodelphis domestica (gray short-tailed opossum), 5433 nucleotides. RefSeq names its product cilia and flagella associated protein 43 (gene CFAP43). Gene Ontology annotation, molecular function: protein binding. Lineage: Eukaryota; Metazoa; Chordata; Mammalia; Didelphimorphia; Didelphidae. Gene Ontology annotation, biological process: sperm axoneme assembly; cilium assembly. The record is from RefSeq and is a predicted model, not a curated record. Gene Ontology annotation, cellular component: axoneme.
UCCCUGCAUACCAGUUUAAACGGUCGGCUCUAGCUUCUGCUGGUUAAGAGGGAAAAGCAGUUGACAGCUUCUUUUUCAUAAAAGAAGCUCCGUAAUUCUUCGUAGCUUUUUAUUUAUUUUGUUGCUUAUAUCUAUUUGACCACCUUCGGCUUUGGCGAAUGUCAGAGAGCUCUAGGGAUCGAAGGUCAUGUUCCCAGCGUCCCUGGCAUUGAGAUGGGUGCAAGGAUUCCCCAAGCAGAAUAUUGAUUUUAUCAACAACAACACAAUUUGCUAUCCUUGUGGGAAUUACAUAAUUUUCAUUAAUGUUGAAACUGGGAAAAGAACUUUUCUAUCGUGUAAGCAAGGAAAAGUGGGUGCUAUGAAAACUUACAGUCCUUUUCAAGUGGUGGCUUUUUCAGAUAGGAGGCUUAAACCCUCUAUCUACAUAUUCAACUUUCCUGAAUUGACAAGAAAGGUAAAAUUAAAAGGGCAUGCUCAGCUGGACUAUACUUUACUUGAAUUUAGUCAUUGUGGUACAUACCUGGCUUCUUAUUCUGCAGUUCCAGAAUACGAACUGACCCUUUGGAACUGGGAAGGAAAUGUUAUUUUGUGUAGUAGAUCACAACCAGGUGUGGAAGUAAGCCAGAUGACUUUUAAUCCCAUGACCUGGACCCAAAUGUGCUUGUCCAGUGCAAGUGCUCUAACUGUAUGGAAUAUUGAAAGAUGUGACAAGGAUUAUCAUCUCAAGCCAAAGCCAGUAAUCCUACCUGAAGAAGAUGGAACAAGUACUUAUGAAACAGAUGGAAUGUUCUCUUACCCAGAAUUUAAAGAUAAUAUCUAUGGAGCUACACUAAUAAUUUCUUCCAUUGCUGGGCUAGUUGGUGUAGAAGCAGAAACUUUCAAGCCUAAAGAUGAUAUGCAUCCCCUUCUUCAUCCUACUGUACACUGUUGGAAUGCAGCAAAUGAAAUAUAUGUGGGCUGUGAAGAAGGUCAGAUUCUAUUGGUAAAUGGAGAAAAUCAAUUUGUUACUAUCCUGACUCGGCAUGCUGACGUACCACAAGAUAAUUUAUUUACCUUGAUGCCAUCAUCCAUAAUGACACCUGAAGAAAAGUGGACACACAGAGAAAUCCAUUCUAGUGAUACCAGUGUUAACACAAUGGCAUUGCACAAAGAAGGAUUAUUUGUUGCUGGAAAUGAUGGUAUUGUACAUUCUUUUUCUAUCAAAGAAACAAGUUACACAGUAAAAGACCAUUUUGAUGUGCAAGAACCUGUAGGAAAUGUUAUUUUCUCUCCUAAUUAUCAACUGUUGCUGAUUGUAACUAUUAAGGGUUCUAUUUAUACCUAUAAUUUUGGUAAAGAAUCAACAAUUGAAACAAUCUUGGAUGCAUCUGCUGGCAAUAUACAAGCAAUUGACUUUAUCACACCUGGAAACAAAUACUGCAUGUCAAUAACCAUGUUAGGAGAAUUCUAUAUUUGGUUGUUAGAGGAUGGAUCUCAUGUCAGCAAAUUACACCUUAGGACUGAGGUAAAUGAUAUGGCUUGCUGCCCCUCCUCGCAUUCAGUUGCUGUGGGAACCAAUGCAGGAUAUAUCCAGUUUCUUGAUGUUACUAAUACUAAAUUCCCUCAAGUUGUUCAUAAAGUCCUCCUGACCCAUUCUGCAAUACAGCAUGUGUGUUAUGAUCAAAAUGGACAAUAUUUGAUAACUGGAACUUCUGAUGGUUAUAUCUUCUUUUUAAAUGCCAAACCUUCACAGUCAUUUAAAGUUCUUGGAUUCACAGAAGUGAGUAAUAACAUUAUACAAAUAUCUAUAGUCUCCAAUCCUGAAUUGCAGCUAUUGGAAGUAAUGGUGCUACUUGGGACUUCAAACAGUGAAAAAAGGACAGUGGAAAUAUUAACUCUGUAUAAAGCAAACUUAGCAGACCCUGACAUUUGUUCUGAUGAAAGAGGGAGGAUAAAGGAUAACAUCAUUAAGAGGAAGCUAUAUGAAAUAAAUCAUCCUCUAACCUCAGCUAUCUUCAGUUUCGUCGGUGAUGAAUUUUAUGGCUUCUGUGGCCAUGUGCCAUAUAUCUGUAGCUAUCAUAUUCCUCAAAAGGAUGACAAACCUGUAGUUCUUGAUCCAAAGAUCAAAAUGCAAAGCAAACAUUUUGGAACUGGAAAGUUGUACCUAUCAGCUCAUGGCAAGUGGCUAGCAUCAAUAGCCAAAGAUGGAAUACUGAGUAUCCGCCAUGUUGAAAAUCUGGAAACAUUUGCUCAGAUUCAAAGCCAUUCUUACCAAGGACAAGGAAUUCAAUCAAUGGCAUUUUCAUUUGAUGGUCAUUUCAUACUAGUGAAUGGUAGAGAAGAUGGUAGCCUUGUUUGUCUGUCAUGGAAGAAGCUAACAGUUCCUCUCGUUCGAGAAGCUAUUGGGCAUUUUAGUUCCCUAAUAAACUCUCUGAAGAACAGCAUUGCAAAGGAAAAAUUAUUCUUAGAAGACAUGAGAGAGAAAGAGUUGAUUUUGGAUUCGGUUUCUGAACAAUCAGUUGAGGCAAUUUACAAAGUGAAAUCAAAUAUUUCAUUUUCACAAGAUGAAUAUGCAGGCAUUUCAGAGGGAAUCAAUGAACAGGAAAUUACCUGGCUAGAAAAAAAAAACAAUGAGGCCAUGAAAAAAGAAAUUAAGGAAUUUGGUGGAAAAAAGAAAGAGCUAAAACAAGCAAUUAAAGUGCUGAUUAAAACUGUCGAGGAACUGAUGAAAGAAAAUGAUUUGGCAUCUGAAAUUGCACAACUAACACUCCAAGAAUUUAGCCUAGAUGUUGAAGAAAUGAAAAAACUUCAUGAUGAAAAUGAAAAAGAAAUAGAAAAGAUAAGAAAGGAUGCAGAAAUGGAAAAUCUAGCUAAGAAAUUUUUAUGGAACAUUUUAAAAGAGGAAUGCUGGGAUUCCAUGAACAUAAAAGGUCAAGGACUUAAGGCCUUUCAUAUUCCUUUGGAAGUCAAGAAUUUUCCAAUGAAAAAUCGAACUCCAGAAGAGUUGGAAGAAUUGAAUUCAGUUUUACAGAUGAAGAAUUUUCAAGCAAUUGACCUUAAACUGCAAAAGGAAAUUGUAGAUGUUCAUCUCACAGAGUCUAUGACCAGUAAGCCACUGGAAGAGGAGGAAGAGGAAGAGGAGGAAGUAGUUAAAAGUGAAGACAACUUAUCCUUUAAUCUACUUGGAAGUUUAUUUUUAAACUUUGGUAUACAAAUGGGCAUGUUGACUAGCCAACUGGAACUUUAUACCAGAGAUGAGAAAAUCAAUCAGAUUAUAUUAUUGAAGGACAUUAUUUACAGGAUUAAAACCAUUUUUAAUAAUGAGUUUUAUGCUGCCUUUCAACAAAAAAAGUUGGAAAUAAAACGUGUGAAGGAGAAAAAUGUAAGAAUUAGAGAAAUCAUCAGGGAUCUACAACUUGGAGAAGAGGUCUGGGAACCAAACAUAGAAGACUGUGAGAAGCCAGCAAUCGUUCUAAAAGUGGAGGAUUCUGAGAUUAAAUGUGAAAAAUACCUUACUCCAUGGGAAAAAGAACAAGCAGCAAAAGCUGCAGCCCUGGAAUUAGAACGACAACUUUUAGCUCAGAGAGAUGAUGACAGACGUCGAGGUUUAAUGGACAUGAUGCAUGGAGUUUUGGAAAUCAAGAAAGAAGAUAUUUUGAAGAUGGAAAUUCCUCUGCCUGAAUUUGCAAAAAGUAAAAUAGAUGCUAUAUGGACUGAAGAAGAAAGGAAACAAUUCAAAGAAUAUGAGAAAAAAGUUAAAGAAUUAAAUGAUGAAAAAGAAAAGUAUAAAAAGGCUUUGGAAGCUGAAUUGAAGAAGAUUCAAGGCUCUAUUCAAGAAGCAACACAAACUUUUGAUGAUAAUUUAAAAAAACUCUUUGAAAGGAAAGUGGAAGCAGACAUGGUUGUCUACCAGGAGGAAUUACAAAUAAUCAACCUCAUUUUCUCUUUACUCUUGGAUGAAGAAUUAAAUACAAGGGAAUUAGGACUGAACAACUCCCUUGAAAGGAAACAGGCUGAGAAAAAAAGAACAGCUAAGGAAGUCUUCAGGGCCCGAGAAGAGGUUGAUUCAUUCAGAGAAAGCUAUGACAAUUUAGUUGCAGAGGACAAAGUUGUGGACCGUGGAUUUAAAAAAGAGUUAGCUGAACUUUGUAGUCAACAUGUUGAAAUACUCUACAGACUCUUUAGACGCCGACCAAGGUUGCCAAGGCAUAAAGCACAUGUAGAGAGUAAUAGUCCUUUCAGCAUUCGGUUAGAAUCUGACAGACUUAAGAAGGAUCACUUUUCCAAAAUCAUGGAAGCCAUGGAUGAAUUGGAUAAGCCUGAACAUAUGCCAGAGGGCUUAGAACCUUCAGCCUGGAAAUAUUUCUGUGCUGCAAGACGAACUAAACUAGAAAAUGAACAUAAGGUAAAGCAGAAAGCUGCUGGUUUGCUGGAAAUACAGGGCUUCCUCCAGAGGAGAAUUGAGGAGGAUGAAAAGAUUCAAAUGGACAUUGACAAAAUUUUCCAGGAAAUCUAUACAUUACAGAGGGAUAAAACUAAUCAUCAGACAGAUUUGACAAUUCAAAUCAUCCUUAAACAAGGGCAAGUGGAAACAGAAAAUUUCCAUUUUAUGUUAGAAUUCACAGAUUGUGUUCUUGUUAGCAGGAAUAUAAUUGAGGAACUGAAUAACAUAAUUCGGGUCCAAGGUCAAAGGAAAAUUGCCAGCAUGUUAGAAAAUAAAAAAUAUCAUAAAGGAAUAAUUCAGAUUGAUUGGGAACAUAAAAAAAUGGUUAUGGAAAUGGAAGAUCUAAACAAAAAGGCUUGGGAUAUUCAGAAGCUGUUUUUUUCAAAAGCUCAUCAGAGGUACCUAAAAGAACAGGAUUAUGAUCUCAUGAUUGGCAACCAGACUUCGCUAAUGGAGCAGACUAUUGCUGUUUUAGAUAAAAAGCACAAAAGAGAUAUGGAAACCUAUGCACAACUAUUCAAGAAACUGAAAAGAACUGUCAGCCAAAAAGAUACAGCAAAUUACAUUCUAAGUUGCAAUUUACACGAAGAGCUGGUGUGUAUCACUGAAAGAAAAUACAUCUGUCAUAAAAUUGCACCUAAGCUAACCUGGGAAAUAAUUGCCAAGCAACGUUAUGAGGCUGUAUUACAACAACAAAAGCUAAUCGAUAUUUCGAAAGAGCAGUAUGAACAAAUUUCAAUUUUGCAGGCAGAGGUUGAAAGAUUAAGAAUGAAAACAUUUCCUGCACUUAUUCAAAUGUAGAAAUACCAGCAACAUUUGUGAGGCAGAAGAUAUCAGAUAUCAUGAAGAAAUCUGUUCUCAGGCAUUUGAAAUUUCUUUUCUUCAGUGAGAGAACUAAGUAGCUUCUUUUCCCCCUUUAAAACCUGCCCUUAAUACAAAUUUUUUAGCUCCUCCCAAAGGAUUGUAAAAAUGUAAAUUUUGUGCUUAACAAAUAAAAGUGUUAAAUAUUA